AUGUUUGCUUUCCGCAGGCAACUGCAUGCCCGUAAUGUUCCGAGGCUUAUUUUGGGCCAAACAGGUCGUUUGGCUGUAAGAUCGUUUGGAUACAGUCCCAGGGUGGCUUUCCACCAAACAACGAUGCACAACUCACAACAACAGACAGAAAAAGCUUCCACUACUUCUUCCAGCGAUGGCAUUCUUACAGACUCAGAAGUGGAUUCGUGGCUAGAGGCUAUCGAAUCGCUCAGGUCGGAAUUCACUGAACAACAGUUUAUGCCAGAAACGUCACUAGCGGGUCCCGGACAAACAAAAAUCAACCUUUUGGAAGAAGCACUUAACGCCAAAAAGACGUUUGAGCCCACUGACGAACAAGUGGCAGAGUGGGAAAGUUUAAAAAGAGUGCCACUCCCCCCACGCAAAGACGAAACGAUCCAGCACGUAAUCAACAUGAUCAUGCGUCACGGCAAGAAACAGCGUGCUGAAAGAACACUUUCUAGGGCUCUUUAUCUUGUGUUCUGCUCCACACGUCAAGAUCCCGUGCCGCUUCUCAAAAAGGCCAUGGACGAUCUUGCGCCGUUGAUGGUGGUCAAGACUUUCAAGACUGGUGUUGCCAAAGCCGCCGUGAUUCCCGUGCCGCUCAACAGCAGACAGAGAAACAGGAUUGCAUGGAAAUGGAUCUCAGAGGGCGCUGACAAGCGGGUUUCGAGCGAACUGGCCGUCAGACUUGGGGAAGAGCUGAUAUCCGUGUACAAGGGCAACAGUUCUGGUUUCGACAAGCGGGACCAAAUGCAUAAGACCGCAAUCGCACACAGAGCAUACAUCAGACUGAAAUAG
This is a messenger RNA of Lachancea lanzarotensis, 819 nucleotides long. It is a transcript of the gene RSM7, whose product is annotated as LALA0S08e02784g1_1. Gene Ontology annotation, molecular function: structural constituent of ribosome; mRNA binding; rRNA binding. Gene Ontology annotation, biological process: translation; ribosomal small subunit assembly. Bases 1 to 819 code for a protein of 272 amino acids. The record is from RefSeq and is a predicted model, not a curated record. The transcript has a single exon. NCBI's taxonomy places the organism in Eukaryota, Fungi, Ascomycota, Saccharomycetes, Saccharomycetales, Saccharomycetaceae. Gene Ontology annotation, cellular component: ribosome.